This is a messenger RNA of Athalia rosae (coleseed sawfly), 822 nucleotides long. Its product is annotated as protein CTLA-2-beta-like. The transcript has 4 exons. The coding region runs from base 157 to 447 and encodes 96 amino acids. The record is from RefSeq and is a predicted model, not a curated record. NCBI's taxonomy places the organism in Eukaryota, Metazoa, Arthropoda, Insecta, Hymenoptera, Athaliidae.
CCCAUCAUUCGACGUUAGUUCGUCCAGUGUCUACCAUUGUUGCGUUAGUUGUGUCGGCUCAUUCUCUUUGUUUAUUCGAUGAUUUCUACAAACGUCAAAAGUGACUAAUUUUGCUCAUAUACAAGCGGAGAGAUAAGCAAUCUCACUUUUGGAAUCAUGGAAGGUCUCGAUGCGGAAGAAUGGAACGCUUUCAAGGUUAAAUUUAACAAAAAGUACGAAUCCGAGGAGGAAGAGAAAUCCAGGAUGAAAAUCUAUCUGGAUAAUAAAAAAAGAUUCGCCGAACACAAUGCCAAAUACGAUAAAGGUCUUGAAACUUACACAAUGGGAAUCAAUCAGUUUGCGGACAUGAAGCCUGGUGAACGUACAUGUUGUGGAACCAGAACCAAAUGCCCUCCACCGAGAGUCAAGGAGAUCGAAGUACCGUCUGAUGAGGCUGCCGGUAAUUAGAAAAGCAAUGCUGUAAGCUAUGGAGAAAAAAACGAUCAGUGCCAUAAAUGAGUAUCCAAGUUCGUAAGCUUAUCGUAACACAUGGGACAAUGGUAUAUUCCUAAUCGCAGUAGCCACAAGUUCGUAGUUGGCAAAAACUCUACAAAUCUGAAAUGAUAUUGAAAAAUUGACAAAUUUAGCUGCUUGGGAGAGAGUCUUCUUCAUAUUUACGAGAGAUGAAGGAGUUGAUUAAAUCAUAACUGAUGUAAUAUUUGAGUCACUUUGCUUUGACACCAACCAAUUUUAUAAGAAUAUGAAACUAUUUUUGUUGAGAUUUUAUAUUUUUGUUAUUACCUUGAGACAAAUGAAAAAUAUAUACAUAUGUAUUAUGAUGAA